GCAGCAGCUUGUUAAGGGAGUGGGCUGUUCCGGACUGCAAGCGUGUUUGGGUUCUCGCAGUGUUUAUGCUUUGCUCGGGCACUGCUGUGUGAGAAAAGAUGUCCGCCUCCAUAGUAAGGGCUACAGUGAGAGCUGUCAGCAAAAGGAAAUUGCUCCCCACAAGGGCUGCAUUAACUCUGACUCCUGCUGCUGUUAACAAAAUAAAACAACUUCUUCAGAAUAAGCCCGACUAUGUUGGGCUAAGAGUAGGUGUACGAACUCGAGGAUGUAAUGGACUUUCAUAUACGUUGGAUUACACAAAGGAAAAGGGAAAAGCAGAUGAAGAAGUACUUCAGGAUGGCGUUAGGGUUUUCAUUGAGAAAAAGGCCCAGCUUACUCUUCUAGGAACAGAAAUGGACUAUGUUGAAGACAAAUUGUCAAGCGAGUUUGUUUUUAAUAACCCAAAUAUCAAAGGCACCUGUGGAUGUGGGGAGAGCUUCAGCAUUUGAAAACACAUCUUGCUGAUCCAAAGACAAUGUCCUGUUGUUCUAAAAUACACUGCACUGCAAGGAGUCCUUUUCCUUUUUUGACUUCUUAGGUUACACACACAUCUUUCCUACAAUCUGUUAAUAUUUUUCCUGCUCUUAAAUGGCGAAGAGACAAAUAACUACAGGUAUGAGAAUCUAACAGUACCAUAAAAGAUUAAAAUGUUUAUACCACAUGCUGUUGUUAAAUAAUAUCAAUAACUAAUUAUACAGGGUUUAUUUGCAAGAUAUGGCUUGUAGUAUUACCUCUUCUAGUUUACUUUUGUAUUAAAUUGAAUGUCUUACUCUUGCAGAGGCAUGGUUAAGUUGGACAGCUAUUUGUGUUUAUUUCAACUUAAACCUAACAGUGUAGAACUGAUUUUUCAUCUGUUUUGUUUAUAGCCUGCAUUGCCAUGCCUUCUUUUAAACCAGAGAAGGUGGCUUGCAAAAUGUAAGUUGUAAGCUUAUAUGCACUUGCAGAUGAAAUCACGAUUACGGUAAAAUCAAACUUUUACGUAUCUGGAAGGCAGUAGAUGCAGAAAUCUGAAAUUGUUUUGGCAUACAGUUUACAAAAGCUGAAAUCCGUUUCUACACGAUCUCCUCUUCUCUUUCUAAUUUAAGUAUUUCCGUACUCUGUUGUGGGGGGAGAACUGUCAAGAAUCUCAAGACAUUUUUAGAGUGCACAAUUGCUGAUUUUGGAAUAUAUAUUGGAUGUGGGAGUGAUUUGCUUUUUUAUCCUUUCCCCUGCAUCUUCUUUUUUCUCUGAAAAGUGUGGAAUUAAAAAAAAAAACGCAGCAUUAACAUGAAUUAUAAAUCAUUUAUAUAAUGUGGUAUAAUUAAUUAUCCUCUAUAUAUAGUGAGAAAAUACAAAACAAUAUGAUUGUCUGAACAGUUAACAUUCAAAAAAGAAUAUUCUAGCUUGUUCUCUUUUUUUGUGAUUUGGUUUCUGGAGAAUAAUCUUAAAAUCUUGGUAUCUGAUUUACUUUCUUACCAUAGAGAACAAUUUUCAGCAGUGGCAGAUUUAUUUUGGAUCCACGUUUCAGAAUUGAGAUGAACGCACAGUGCUUGAUGUUUUACUUUGUCUGUUCCUUUGAAAUCAAGAAAAGACGCUUUCAUGAUUUCGCCAAAUACUCUCUUGCAGCCCUUUGUGUGUUUCUAAUCGUAAAGUGUUGACUUCAACAACCGGUUAGAAAAAACAAUAAAAUUGAAGAAGCAGUUAAAGUUUUUUUCAAAACAUCCAGGUGUGCAUGAUUUAUAAUGCUAAAACACACAACCUAAUCUAAAAUUGUAAAACCUUUAAUUAUCUGUUGAUUUGCAAAUUUAAUAAUGAGAAACACAGCCUAAUAAUUUAACCCAAGUCUGUCAACAGCUUGACCAAUGAAAAGUAAUAAAACAAAAGCCUAUUCUUAGACCUCAUUUAAAAGCUGUAUAAUUGAUUACUUAUUUCAAAUUAUUCUUUCAAAGUGUUUUAAUGUACACACUUCUUGUGUAAACAGUGAUGUAGGGUAAACGGCAACAGUGAUAUGCUGUGAAUAAGUGGUUUGUAAGGAAUGUAAAUUGUAAAUGUAACGCACAAAUAUUAUUAUAUUCCUUGCAUACAAAUAGUAAAAUAACAUUCAGGAGCCAGUACUGUAAGAUGUUGAAUUAAAUAUGUUAUUAGAACUUCAGAAUUGUAACUUUAUAAUGUGUAUGUGUAUUUACAAAUUGUCAUAGUUAAAUAAAGUUUGAGAGUGUCUCCA
This is a messenger RNA of Lepisosteus oculatus (spotted gar), 2242 nucleotides long. RefSeq names its product iron-sulfur cluster assembly 1 (gene isca1). Gene Ontology annotation, molecular function: 2 iron, 2 sulfur cluster binding. Gene Ontology annotation, cellular component: mitochondrion; cytoplasm. Gene Ontology annotation, biological process: iron-sulfur cluster assembly. The record is from RefSeq and is a predicted model, not a curated record. Lineage: Eukaryota; Metazoa; Chordata; Actinopteri; Semionotiformes; Lepisosteidae.